AUGUUUGGCGACAAACGUAUCAACGUGAAGAAAGAUGAGCUGCUGAAUCAGCUUCGCCCGACUGUUUACCGCUUAGAACUCGAGGAGCCUCGUCUUGGACUUCCAGCAACAGUCAUUGUUAAACAGGAGAAACCCAAACGGGAAGCUGAGUUCCGCGAUGAGAUUUUCGCUUACAAGAGGCUGCGAGAACUUCAAGGAACCGUGAUUCCAACUCUAUUCGGCCAAGGCUCUUUCAACGGGCGCCCCGCCUUAAUCCUUUCAGAGAUCGGCGGUAUUACUCUGCGCGAUCUCGCUAAACUCGACGAAUCAAGUGUCUGA
Penicillium cinerascens is the source of this 318-nucleotide messenger RNA. RefSeq lists its product as uncharacterized. NCBI's taxonomy places the organism in Eukaryota, Fungi, Ascomycota, Eurotiomycetes, Eurotiales, Aspergillaceae. The record is from RefSeq and is a predicted model, not a curated record. The transcript has a single exon. The coding region runs from base 1 to 318 and encodes 105 amino acids.